GUGGAUCAUUGUAUUCUUUUAGAAUAUUGUUAUAUUGCCUCUUCGCGAGGAGUGAUUGUAGCCGCUGAUAUACGCGACAGUGAAAUACCUUUUUAUCUGGAUGGAAACUAUGUUGGCUUCCAGAUCGGCGAGGGUUCCGAAGUGCGCGAGAUGCCGGAACCAUGGGAUGAUAUCCACUUUAAGAGGACACAAGAAACAAUGCAUCUACAAGAACUGCUCCUGUGCGAAGUGCGGAUUAAUCAAAGAGAGACAACGGAUUAUGGCUGCACAAGUGGCGUUGAAGCGACAGCAGGCGGCAGAAGACGCUAUAGCUCUUCACCUGGCUUCCGCGGAGAGCGGUACCACCUACGAUUACCUUCCACCAGGAAGGAUCUUCGGGAUGCAGGUGACGUCUCCGGAACCGGAAAACGCCGAAGUCCAAGAAGCCAGCUCAUCCUCGGACACGCAAGAGGUGUUAGUCAGCCCGGCUUCGAUCGAGAUGCUAACCAAGCUGUUCCCUAACAAGAAGAGAUCCGUUUUGGAGCUUGUGCUUAAGCGCUGCAACCAUGAUCUUCUUAAAGCCAUCGAGCAUUUCAACGUGGGUAAAAGCAAGGAUGAAGAAACGGAGCAGUUCUCCGCGUUCAAACCAGUUUCUGCUAAAGGAAAGGAAGCGAUCAAACCUCUCCACACCAACAUUUCGCUGAUGACCAGCAACAAGGUUUUCAUGCACAGCUUGUAUCCGUUUCUUCCGCUCUUCAAUCCACAACCCGUGCUGCCGAGUCCGGUCUACGUGCCAGGAUUCUGCGAGUGCGAGCAAUGCAAGCACGGCUUAUACCGCGUCGAACCGAGGAUGUAAUAAAACUUCUGCAUACUCUUCUU
Messenger RNA from Nicrophorus vespilloides, 858 nucleotides. RefSeq names its product doublesex- and mab-3-related transcription factor A2-like. The transcript has 2 exons. Gene Ontology annotation, cellular component: nucleus. Gene Ontology annotation, molecular function: protein binding; DNA-binding transcription factor activity, RNA polymerase II-specific; RNA polymerase II cis-regulatory region sequence-specific DNA binding. The record is from RefSeq and is a predicted model, not a curated record. NCBI's taxonomy places the organism in Eukaryota, Metazoa, Arthropoda, Insecta, Coleoptera, Silphidae. Bases 101 to 835 code for a protein of 244 amino acids. Gene Ontology annotation, biological process: regulation of transcription by RNA polymerase II; sex differentiation.